Molecule: messenger RNA, 3991 nt
Organism: Nilaparvata lugens (brown planthopper)
Lineage: Eukaryota; Metazoa; Arthropoda; Insecta; Hemiptera; Delphacidae
Gene: app
Product: palmitoyltransferase ZDHHC18
Exons: 11
Coding region: 273-1961 (562 amino acids)
Biological process (GO): protein targeting to membrane; peptidyl-L-cysteine S-palmitoylation
Cellular component (GO): endoplasmic reticulum; Golgi apparatus
Molecular function (GO): protein-cysteine S-palmitoyltransferase activity
Source: RefSeq, a predicted model, not a curated record
GUGGUGGUAGAAGAUUUUCCAGUGAGUGUGUGCAAUUGUGAUAGUGAUGUCUGAAAUAAUUGAUGUUUCUGUAAUAUUGUACUAUUUAUACUUUUCCAACGCAUUCAGCUUAAUUUCCAGUAAACCUCUCAAGUUAUUUACCAGAUCUUUUUUAGCUUAAGCAUGUCGUAAUGCUCCAAAGACGCUGUCAAACUGUGUAAACCUUGUGUUUGUUUCCUUCUUUAUUUUUGAAGGUUAUGGUGGCAUGAUAAUGCCAGCUGUCAAAAUCAUUAAUGGUUACAAAUCCUGACAAUUUUAAUCAUGGGGAAUAUUCGGGAAUACCCGUAGAAGAUAGCAGUACACAUGCGGAAACAAAGAUGACACUUCCCACACACGUAACUCGAAAAUGGGAGCUAUUUCCGGGCAGGAAUCGGUUUUGGUGCGACGGGCGAAUUAUGAUGGCCCCCCAAACAAGUGUCUUUUUCGUCACUGUCAGUCUCAUAUGUGUCACUUCAACGUUAUUCUUCUACUUUGAUUGCCCGUACCUUACAAUACACCUGUCACCGGCCGUACCAGCCGUGGGCGGAUUCCUGUUUUUGUUCGUGAUGGCGGCGCUGUUAAGAACUAGUUUCAGCGAUCCCGGCGUUAUACCACGUGCUACCAGUCACGAGGCUGCAUAUAUCGAGAAACAAAUUGAGGUUCCAAACAGUGCAAACUCACUGAUGUACCGGCCACCGCCCCGAACGAAAGAGGUGAUGGUGAAGGGCCAGCCUGUCAAGUUGAAAUACUGCUUCACCUGUAAGAUAUUCAGGCCACCCCGUGCCAGUCACUGCAGUCUCUGCGACAACUGUGUAGAGAGAUUCGACCACCAUUGCCCUUGGGUGGGUAACUGCGUGGGGAGGAGGAAUUAUAGAUAUUUUUACAUGUUUAUAGUAUCGCUAGCUUUUUUAUGUGUCUUCAUAUUAACGUGCUCGGUAACGCAUCUAAUACUAAUAACGAAAGAAGAUAAUAAGAUAUUCUUGGAGGCGGUACAAGAGUCGCCCAUAAGUAUAAUAGUAGUCAUAGUUUGUUUCUUUAGCGUUUGGAGCAUCAUAGGGUUGGCCGGGUUCCACACAUACCUUGUCUCCUCCAAUCAGACUACAAACGAAGAUAUAAAAGGAUCGUUCACUUCGAAACGAGGCCAGUCCAAUUUCAACCCGUACAGUCAGGGCAACGUCUGCUCUAACUGUUGUCACGUUUUGUGUGGGCCUGUACCUCCCAGUCUCAUCGACCGCCGUGCUUUGGUCACUGACAUGACAGAGUAUCAGAAACAGGAGGGUGGUGGAGGGAGAGGAAGAGGAGGAGGAGAGGGAGGAGUCAGCAAUCAACAGCAGGCGGGUGGUGGAGGGGGAAACACAGUGACCACCAAUAACAGGUCGUAUGGCGCCACAUGUCCUCCCAACACGCAUCAUGACAGUGCCACUGCUCCACCCACAAAUACAUUCCAAAACGGCCUAAACGCUCAGCUAGGUUGCAACCUGGCCACUACUACCUCAACGGAAAACAUCAGCUUGUCCCCGCCACAAUCACCAUCACUGCAUGCAACAAGCUGCAACAACAUUGCAACAAGUCCCGGCGCAGGCGCAAGUUGCAACAACAUUGCAACCACACCGUCCAUCAAUGGAAGUGACUCAAGCAGUCUACGUCUGACCGCUACAACACAUCCCACCAUUGCUUCUCCCUCUAAUGGCGUCGCACCAAAAAUGGACCUAAGCGACCUUGAUCUGGACGACCUAGACGAGGUGAUGGUGAUGACGUCACCUUCGCCAUCAGCUGGCGCUGGUAGUCAUCAGCUGAGUGCGAGUCGGCUGAGACUGCUGCAAGACACCACGAUGAUUGAGUCGGCUCUCGACCUGGACUCCCUGGAGGAGAGCUGCACCUCCUCAGUGGGUGCCUCCAGUCAGGCUGGCCUCCUCAGGAGGGGUGACGUCAUGACUAGCUGAUUCGUCUACAACUGAUGAUUUUCCAUAACUCCUGUAGCAGAUUCAUCAGAGAUUUUGUUGCAUUCUUCAUUGUGUAUCACGACCCUGCAACACAACUACAGUUGUGUAUCACCAUUCUUCAACUCCACUGCAUUGUGUAUCAAAGCCAUGUAACGCAACUGCAGUUGCGUUUCACGAUCUUGCAACGCAACUGCAGUUGUGUAUCACCAUUCUUCAACUCCACUGCAUUGUGUAUCGAAUCCAUGUAACGCAGCUGUAGUUGCGUAUCACGAUCUUGCAAUGCAACUGCAGUUGUGUAUCACCAUUCUUCAACUCCACUGCAUUCUGUAUCAAAGCCAUGUUACGCAGCUGUAGUCGCGUAUCAUCAUUCUUCAAUAAUUCCACUGCAUUGUGUAUCAAAUCCAUGUAACGGAAACUGUAGUUGCGUAUCACGAUCUUGCAACGCUAAAAACCUUCAGCCUUAUCAAGGAACUACAACGUUCUAACAAUUAUGUGAUAGAAUUGCAUCACCAAUAUUAAUUAUUUAUAAGUAAUCACGCAUUUUUUAUUCUAAUUUAUAGUUUAUUGUAUGAAUAUUAAUCGCUAUUUGUGACUAGAGUAGUUUGUAUAUUUGUUGUAAAAAUGGCAUAUUUAUGAUUAACAUGUUUGUUAUAAAUAAUACGUUUGUAUAUAAGCUGGAGACUGUGGAACGAUUAUAAAAUAAAUUAAAUAAUCAUGAAAUAUAAAUUAUAAAAUUGACAAAAAUAAGCCUUGGACUGUGAAUAGUCCAAAAGUGCCUUUUCAAUUCAGUAGGAAAAUACAUACUGAGUUUGAAAUAUCAUUAGCUACUGAAAGCUAUUUCACAUAUACUGAUUGAUAUCAGUACAACUAAACCUGUAUUAUAAUAUCAACCUUAUUUUCAAAAAUUUUAAUAAAAACAUAAAUUUUAUCAGACAAUUUUAGUCCAAAGUCAAAUUUAUAUAGAUUCUUUGAGAUUUGGAGGGAAGUGUUCAGAGAAUACUUUAGAACUGAUCAAUGAAAAUAAUAAUUUGAAUUUUUCAUUAAGGUUUUUUUCAUUUUAUUAAACUGUCAGUUAUGACUAUAAAUAAAAUUCAUGCUCCUCAUUUAAACAAUUGAGACAGUUUGAAGUGUUUUGCUCCAUAGCAAUUUAUUAUCUUACUAUUAUUAAAGCAAUAAUUAUUUUACUCUUAUUGCAAAUUUAUAAAAAUUUUGUGUGAUUUAGAACAAUCAUUUUUCUGAUUUUUGAAAAGAUAUUCAUAUUUUACUCGUAUUUCAAAUUUAUAAAAAUUUUGUGCGAUUUAGAACGAUUAUUUUUCUAAUAAUCUGAUUUUCGAUAUCUAGUGAAUUAAGAUUUAUUAAAAUUUGAACUAGUUUUGGAAUGUAAGCUAUUGCUUUUUAUUAACUAACUUCAAUUCUAUAUUUUAAUUAACUCUUCAAAUUUCACAACGUAAAUCCUGAAAGUUCUCUCUCUCUCUCUCGCUCCACAAACUUGAAUCACACAACUUUGAAAAAUCAAAGUUGACAACUUGCAUGUUUAUUUUCUAAUAUUAAAGUGUCAAAUACGCCUACUGCCCAUGAAGAUGAAAGUUAUGAAAAAACUACCAAAUUAUUACAGUUUAAUAUAGAAAAUGAAAAAUUAUUGAACUAAACUUUUCAUUCCAAAUAGAUUUUAUACUUUUCUUAAAGUUGUGAAUUUGUAAAAUAUAGUAAUAACCUGUGUAAUUAGUUGUAAACAAAUUUUAAAUGCUAUAAAUAUUCAUUUGUACUCAAUUUUUGUAAAGAUUUGCCAACUUUAUCAAUUCUAUUCCGAAUUUAUUAGCCCUAGUUAGAUCGAUGUAUAUUUAUUAUUUAUUUAUUGCCACUGUGACAAUUUCGCAUUACAUUUGAGACUCUAAUCGUUUACAACCUCUAUUUAUUUCUCGAUCUCAAAAAUAAUAAUUCAGAAGUUGACUGCUAUUUCUCUGCUUUGGAUAAGAAUGUAACUUACUUGCAUUGGAAUUUUAUUUUCAAUAAAUCUUAUUUUUCCAGAA